CUCCUUCCAUCCUGCUUCGGUUUUCCCUGCCGCAUAUUUUGCGUGUGACUCUCUACGUACUCGAAUUGCUUGCUUGAUUUCUUCGUCCCACCACUUCACUGCUCUCUUACAAACUAUCAACUUUCUACCGAGAACUCUACUUGCCGUUGUGUUUACCAGCUUUUCCCACCCUUCUAUGAUUCUAGAUCCGGCCUGGUCCCGACCUUUGGCAUCCUUCGGUGUGCCCAUUGCCUCUAUCAACUCCGAGAGAGUCUUGUCGUUUAUAGCCAUCUCUUCUUGGAACUCUACCCUCGUUUCUUCUACUUCUAGCUUAUCUAUUCUCCAUCUGUACAUUUUCCUGCGUCGCCUACUCUGUAUGACUCUCGUCUGUUGUAGGGCUGUCCACACCAACGCAUGGUCUGUAGUGCCUACAUCCGUUGUGCAUACUCGUACUUCCGUCUCUUUCCCCUCAUUCUCUACGACUAUGUAGUCAAGGAUGGAGCGUUCUCCUUUUUUUAAACACUGCCUAGUCCAUUCCGGUUCUGUCUUUCGUACUCUACCGUUCAACACCUUCAUCUCGCUACUGUCAAGGAACCUCAGCAUUUCUUCCCCGUUUUUGUUCGUGGCUCCCUCCCCGUAUUGCCCGAUGGCUCCGUGUGGGUUCGUGGUUCGCCCGAUUCUUGAAUUGAAGUCCCCAACUAAAACUACUUCUCCCUUUCUCUUGAAGUUUUGUACAUCCGCUGCUACCUCCUCGAACCCUAUCUUGACGUCCUUCACCAUAUUCUUCGACUCUGGUGGUAUAUAUACAUUUCCUACGAACAAGUCCUUCCUUCCCCGUUCCCCUGGUACCCUUAUCCACAUGCUUUCGUUGAAUUUGGUGUCGCUGAUCACCUCAAUUACGUCGCACAUGUGCUCCUUGACUAAGAAUCCAACUCCCCCCUCCCCUAUACUCUUGAUUUUCUGUCCUCUCCGCAUUUUACCGAUCUAUGUGUAGCUUCCCACUUCUUUUCCUAUUUCUCCCCCGUCCUUCUCCCACGACUCUUGGACUCCGACUAUGUCCAGGUCUUUUUCGGCUGCUUGCUCGGCAAUUUCGAGUCUUUUACGCUCAUCUGUGGCAAACCCGCAUACAUACCAAGCCCCUAGUCUGAUUUCCUUACUUCUACUUUCUACUUUCCCGUGCCUUUCAGGAUACCUUCUGUCCCUCGUUCGCCUUCCCUUCUGCCUUACUUAUCCUUUCGCUGCUCCCCCCUUCCCCUACUUUGGCUUGCUUUCCCUUUUGAUCCUUUCGAACCUCCUGCCCCCCUUUCUUUUCAGCCAGCCUUGGGCUACGCCUUACUUCCUGGAUCUUAUUUGCUAUGCACACCCUCCAACCUAGUCUCCUCACCCACGCCGACAUCUUCUCUACUUCCAGUCUUUCCCAUUCUGCGCUUACUCUCCUUCCAAACGUGAUUCUAAAGUGGUUUCCUUCCCUUUCUACCCCCCCCCGUGCGAAGCAAUAUAAUCCUACUUCUUCACAUAUACUCUUGACCUCCAACCUUGUCAUGCCGAUAUUGACCCCAAGUAUCAACACUACCAGUACUGCACCUUUCCAUUUUCUCUUUCUCCACCCUUUGUGCCUUGUCGUCUCCCUCCUUAUCUCUUUCGAGACUAUCUCGUUGUUUUUGUUUGAAGUGGGAUGCUUUCAAAUUACUGGGACUUCCCAAUCCUAGUACUUGUUGAGGGUCUG
Molecule: messenger RNA, 1705 nt
Organism: Ectocarpus sp. CCAP 1310/34
Lineage: Eukaryota; Phaeophyceae; Ectocarpales; Ectocarpaceae
Source: the annotation of a GenBank genome assembly